AGUACGCUCCGUAUUUUUUUGGGGGGGAGUAUAUAAUCAUAAAUAACCACCCCACACUGCGCCUCCAUCUCCUCCCUCUCUUCUUCUUCAUCUUCUCUCUCCCACAAUCUCAACAAAUCCUCGAGAUUUCCGGCGAUGAAGAAGCUGAUUCGCCGAUUAUCCCGCGUCGCUGACUCGUCGCAGUACAGCCUGCUCCGGUCCGAGGCGCGGGCGGCGGCGCCGUCUCGAUCCCGGCGGUUCGAGUCGUUCAGGACGAUAAAGCUCAGAUCUGGCUCGAUCGGAGUGCCGGAGGGGCACCUGCCGGUGUACGUCGGGGAGGAGAUGGAGAGGUUCGUCGUGAGCGCGGAGCUGCUCAACCACCCCGUCUUUGUCCGCCUCCUCAACCAGUCGGCGCAGGAGUACGGUUACAAGCAGCAAGGCGCUCUCCGGAUCCCCUGCCACGUCCUCGUCUUCGAGCGCGUCCUCGAUGCUCUCCGCACCGGCGCCGUCUCCUGCGAUCUCCUCGAUUCUCUCUCCGGCGACCUCGUGUACGCCUCCUGCCACCACCUCAAUUGAUUUCCCUCUCUAAUGUCACCAAGAAUCGCCAGUCGGUGCAAAUUUGUUUCCUUCUUAAACAUACGGAAUAGACCACCGUUCUCAGUCUUUGUCAGAAUGAAACCCUCGCAGACAUAGAAGGAAACUCUAUGGUCUUAUCGCUCGCUAGGAACCGUUUGCCGGAUACCAUGGACUGGCCAAGGGUUUCCAAUGUUGUCACGGCGGCAACAAUUGGGUUUUGCAGGGAUGAAGACAGCUGCAGCCUGGUAGGUUUGCUGUUUACAUCGUUUCAAUUUCAAUUUUAGUUUAAGUUUUCAUUUAAAAUGAUAUCUGAGAUUAUUUUGAUCUUUCUUCCAUCCAAACAUGCAUGGAUUGAGAUCUUGGACACGGUUCUUAAGAGAGGUUGACAAAGCUUGAGAACACAGGCAGUAACUUUAGGUAAUAAUCACAACAUGUGUUCCGAUCUGAUACUAAAACUGCUUGGGACUGAUUGAAGUAUCUAUUGCAAAACUGAUGCAUGAUGACCAACAAGUCAUAGAGCAUCAACAAGCAUCAGCCACCAUGAUGAACCCUGAGGUGUGGGAUUCCAGGCUAGCCCAUGAUGAAUAAUAAUAAUGGGUCAAAGGGAUGUUUUUUUUCAUCUUUUCUCAGAUCUAACUUCUCUACUUUGUCCCACAGGAGUAGUUAUGGCAAGUUACUGUCGAACACGAACGAAAUGAGUGAAUUCAAGAUGGAGAGUGGAUUGGAUCAUCGUGAUAUAAAUGUGGUGAUGAUGUAGAAUCAAGUGAUGAUUAGAGGGAAAUGAUGAUGAUUGGCGACAUCAAGGGUUUGUGUGGCUCAUCAUACAGCAGUCAAGAGAAUGGUCAAUCACACUUGACUUAGGGAUCAGAAAGGGGAUGAAGAUGAUGGUAAGUAGAUGAGGAACGUGAAGGGUCAUCAAUUCAAAAGAGGAUUGUUAGCAAAAGGCUCUAUGCUCUUUGUAGAUUGGUCUCAAGCAUUUCCAGGGUCCAUUUUUCAUUUCUUAAAUUUUCUCCCCCACAAAUCGAUCGAUAUUAGGAGAACUAGAUAUAGUUCAGUACUUUGAUUGAAUUUGUUUUAUUGUUAGAUUCAAGUAUUACACAAUUUAUGGUUU
This is a messenger RNA of Cuscuta campestris, 1666 nucleotides long. NCBI's taxonomy places the organism in Eukaryota, Viridiplantae, Streptophyta, Magnoliopsida, Solanales, Convolvulaceae. The record is from the annotation of a GenBank genome assembly.